AAAACAAAAACACAAAAUGGAAACCUUCCUGAGCCCUUCACCACGCACUGCUGUGCGUUGCUGAGUGAUGUUACUACGAUCACCUCUACGCCUCCACACCUUCCUCGUCCGCCCAUUCACCACCGCCGCCAAUCUUCUUUUUCCACCAUCACACCACCACCACACCGCCACCCUUCAAAACCUCCACCUUCUCUGCACUCUCGGCCACCUCGAACAAGCCUUCUCUCUCUUCUACUCACUCGACCUACCUCCUUCCCAACAAACCUAUGCCACUCUCUUCCACGCCUGUGCCACCCACAACUCCCUCCGCCGCGGCCGAGCUCUCCAUCACCACAUGCUUACCCACAACCCCAACUACCAUUUUAACCUUCAUCUCACGAACCAUCUUCUCAACAUGUACGCUAAAUGCGGCGAUUUGGACUAUGCCCAUCAAUUGUUCGACGAAAUGCCUCGCAGAAAUAUUGUUUCUUGGACCUCUCUUGUUUCGGGUUAUGCCCAAUUUGGUAGAGCUAACGAGAGCUUCAGUCUAUUUGCUAGUAUGUUAGCUCAUUGCCACCCGAAUGAAUUUGCUUAUGCGAGCGUGAUCACUUCUUGUGGAAUCGAAUGUGGCCGGCAGGUACAUGCUCUUGCCUUGAAAACCUCGUUUGAUCGUUACAUUUACGUAGCGAAUGCUCUUAUUAAAAUGUAUUCGAACGGUUGUGAUUAUGGUGUUUAUGAUGAUGAUUAUAAAGAUGAGGCUUGGAUGGUGUUCAGGGAUAUGAAGUUUCGCAAUCUAGUUACCUGGAAUUCAAUGAUUGCAGGGUUUUCGAUUCGCGGAUUGGAGGACCGAGCUAUGGGUUUUUUCUCAUUGAUGCACUGUGAGGACGUUGGGUUUGAUCGCGCCACGCUCCUCAGUGUCUUAUCUUCCUUGUGUCGAAAUAGAAAUAGCAGCAGCAGAAGCGAUGCUGCUUUAGGUCUCCAGUGUUGUUUCCAAUUGCACUGUCUAGUGAUCAAGACUGGGUUUUUAAUGGAAAUUGGAGUGGCAACAGCUAUCGUAAAAGCUUAUUCAGACCUAGGUGGAGCAGUUGAUGAUUGUUACAAUAUCUUUUUGGAGACCAGUGGUAGUCGAGAUAUUGUUUCGUGGACCGGUAUCAUAGCAACAUUCGCAGAAAGGGACCCAGAAAAGGGCUUCUUUCUUUUCUGUCAGUUGCUUCAAGAGGGUUUAGCUGCAGACUCUUAUGCAUUCUCGGCUGUACUAAAAGCUUGUGCAGGACUUGUGACUCAGCGGUCUGCCUUGGCUGUCCAUUCACAAGUAAUCAAAGCUGGGUUUGAAGAUUAUGUAGUGGUUGCGAAUGCCUUAAUUCAUGCCUAUGCUAGGUGUAGCUCAAUUGGCUCAGCCAAGCAAGUGUUUGAUGAGACAGAGUUCCAGGACACGGUUUCUUGGAAUACAAUGUUGAAGGCUUACGCCUUGCAUGGUCAGGCCAAAGAAGCAAUCAAGUUAUUUGGGGAAAUGAAUGUCCACCCUGAUGCCACCACAUUUGUUGCCCUCCUCUCAGCUUGCAGCCAUGCCGGAAUGGUAGAAGAAGGUUCUAGAAUCUUCGACACUAUGUCCGAAAAAUAUGGUAUUGUUCCUCAACUUGAUCACUUUGCUUGCAUGGUUGAUAUUCUUGGACGUGCUGGUCGUGUUCUUGAAGCCGAGAAAAUUAUAAGCGAAAUGCCAAUGGUGCCGGAUUCUGUUGUGUGGAGUGCUUUCCUUGGAGCAUGCAGGAAACACGGUGAAACCAAUUUGGCGAACUUAGCAGCAACAAAACUGAAGGAAUUGGAUCCCGAAAACUCAUUAGGCUAUGUAUUAAUGUCAAAUAUAUACUGCUCAGCUGGUAUUUUUACUGAAGCAGGGCUUAUAAGGAGGGAGAUGAAAGGGCUUGGAGUACAAAAAGAGCCCGGUUUGAGCUGGAUUGAAGUUGGGAGUCAAGUCCAUGAGUUUGCCUCUGGUGGUCAAAAGCACCCUCAGGGAGGGGCAAUACGUGCCAGUCUCGAACAGCUAGUUGGGAGGUUGAAAGGUUUGGGUUAUGUACCUGAAACAAGGUUGGUCUUGCAGGACGUGGAAGAGGAGCAAAAAGAGGAGCAAUUGUAUUACCAUAGUGAGAAGCUUGCUUUGGUGUUUGCUUUAAUGAAUGCAGUUAGCUUACAGUGCAGCAGGGGUGUUAUUCAGAUUGUGAAGAACAUUCGUAUUUGUGUUGACUGCCAUAACUUUAUGAAAGUUGCAUCAGGACUAGUUCAAAGGGAGAUUGUGGUGAGAGAUUCAAACCGUUUCCACCAUUUUAAAGACAGAGUAUGCUCUUGCAAUGACUAUUGGUAACCUCCCAACAUCACUCAGCGUAACCUGAUUUACGUCUCUUUCUAUCCUCCUUGCUGAAAAGUUUUCAUGAAAGUGGAUGAAAUUGAGCCAUCUUCAAGUUUCUACCUUUGAGUAACUUCCAAUCCGUCCCCAAAUUUUGUGGGUUAUUUUUGUGGCAGGUUUGAUGCCAAACAUUGAGGUUUUCCUCAACAUUAGCACCCUCACUACUCCUGGAGAUUAACAAAAUCAGAAAUAAAAACUGAUUAGCAGUUUCAUAUGGUUAUUGAAUGUGAUAGUUAGGCAUUCGUGGAAAAGGGAAAAACAUGAGUGUUCACACCAGCUCAGGUGUACGUUUUGUUAAUAGAAUAGUAGAUGAGAUAAAUAUAUAUGUGUAUAUAUAUAUAUAUAUAAAAGCUUUAGAGUUUGGGUUGGAAGUGGCUGAAUCAGAGGAGCCUGAAUGACAGCAAGCCUACUGAGUUCCAGGGGUCAGGCUGAGGCAGCCCACGGGGCCUGCAUGGCGUAGCAGCCAAAGGACCUAAAAGGUGGGAUUGGGUUGAUAUUGUGUUCAACAAAGGAGAACCGCGCAAGACACAUGCAUUGCUUCUCAAAGCACACUGACAUGGUUAUUCUCUUGGAGAUGAGAACUCGAGUUAUGCAGUUACCAAGGGAGAUUUUGUCGGAGUUUUCGUCGGAGAUUUCAGUGGAGAUUUUAUGGUGGAGAUUUCGUCGGAGAUUUCAGUGGAGUUGACGAGAAAGAUUGCUACGAUCGUGUAGAUUUUGUUGGAGAUUUCGUCGGAGAUUUCAGUGGUGUGAUAGUGUAUUGAUCGCGUAGAUUUUCAGUGGAGUUGAAUCAGGUUUGUUUUCGAUGGAGAUAGCACAUGCAUUUUGAUAUUUGUUUUGAAUUUUUGUGUAGAGAGAGGCCAGCUUGAUAGAGUUGAUUUUUAUUUUUGGAAUUAAUUUUUCAUUCUUUGUUUUUUUGAUCAAUUUCAGAUAGUGUUGACAGUGUAGGUGAUUUUGAUGUUUAGAGUUCAUUUUUGGUGCUCUGUUUUUUAUCAACAUGCUGAUGAAUUAUAGUUGUGUUCUAUGUUUUUUCAAA
This is a messenger RNA of Camellia sinensis, 3413 nucleotides long. Lineage: Eukaryota; Viridiplantae; Streptophyta; Magnoliopsida; Ericales; Theaceae. The record is from RefSeq and is a predicted model, not a curated record.